This is a messenger RNA of Chelmon rostratus (copperband butterflyfish), 1095 nucleotides long. Its product is annotated as adenosine receptor A2b-like. Gene Ontology annotation, cellular component: membrane. The transcript has a single exon. Gene Ontology annotation, molecular function: G protein-coupled adenosine receptor activity. Lineage: Eukaryota; Metazoa; Chordata; Actinopteri; Chaetodontiformes; Chaetodontidae. Bases 1 to 1095 code for a protein of 364 amino acids. The record is from RefSeq and is a predicted model, not a curated record. Gene Ontology annotation, biological process: adenylate cyclase-activating G protein-coupled receptor signaling pathway; vasodilation; G protein-coupled adenosine receptor signaling pathway.
AUGGAGAGCAGCACUGCACAGCUGAGCCUCUACUCUUUCCAAACUAGAAACUCAUCGCUUCCAUCAUUCCUGCAGCAUUUCCAGAACUCCUCCACUCCUUCCUCCUCCUUACCCUCUCCCCCACCUCCACCCACUGACCUGGUGAUUUCCCCUAAUGUGGUGUACGUGGCGGCCGAGCUCGUCAUCGCCUUUCUCUCCGCCGUUGGCAAUUUACUGGUCUGUGCAGCCGUGGGCUUCAACCGAAAGUUACGCACCGUCACCAACUACUUCCUGGUCUCGCUCGCAGUCGCGGACAUCUGUGUGGGCGCGAUUGCCAUUCCCUGCGCCAUCCUGACUGAUAUUGGUUUGCCGCGUCACAAUCUCAACCUGUGUCUGCUCAUGCUGAGCGUUUUAAUCAUGUUCACCCAGAGCUCCAUCUUCAGCCUGCUCGCGGUGGCUGUGGAGCGCUACGUCGCCAUCUUCAUGCCCUUCCGCUACUGGGUCCUGAUGACGUCUCGCAACGCUGUGCUGGUGAUCCUGACCACGUGGCUUCUGGCCUUUCUCAUCGGGCUUGUGCCUCUGAUGGGCUGGCACAAGACGCCACCUGACUCCGGCUACUGCUUCUUUGUCUUGGUGGUGGACAUGACCUACAUGGUCUAUUUCAACUUCUUUGCUUGUGUGCUCACCCCCUUGGUGAUCAUGUUUCUCAUUUACGCUCAGAUUUUUGUCGCAGUGAAGCAGCAGGUGAGGCGCAUCGCAUCUGAGCAUAGAGGAGAGGGACAAAUGAGAGCUGCCGCCAGCAUGCGCCGCGAGGUGAAGACCGCGACGUCGCUCUUCCUGGUUCUCUUCCUCUUCACAGUCUGCUGGAUCCCGCUCCACAUAAUCAACUGCCUCUUGCUGCUCUGCCCGGACUGCCCCGUGCCUCUAGAGCUGCUGCUCACUGCCAUCAUCCUGUCACAUGCAAACUCUGCUGUCAACCCCUUCCUGUACGCAUACACGAUGACAGCUUUCAGGGACACCUUCAAGGCAAUUUUCCUGUGCUGCAGGACGGUGGGAGACAGAGAGGCUUCAACUGUAGCUAGUGGUGAUGACAGAGACAGGACGGACCGGACCUGA